AAAGGGUAUUUCGCGCUCCGCCCUGCCCUACAAGCGCACUCCUCCGAGCUGGUUGAAGAUCUCCGCCCCCGAGGUCGACGAGCACAUCUGCAAGCUCGCGAAGAAGGGUCUGACGCCGUCGCAGAUCGGCGUCAUUCUGAGGGACUCGCACGGUAUCGCGCAGGUGUCGGGCGUCACUGGCAGCAAGGUCCUGCGCAUUCUCAAGGCUCACGGUCUUGCACCGGAGAUCCCCGAGGAUCUGUACCAUUUGAUCAAGAAGGCGCUGGCGGUGCGCAAGCACUUGGAGCGCAACCGCAAGGACAAGGACUCCAAGUUCCGCCUCAUUCUCAUCGAGAGCCGCGUGCACCGCCUCGCGCGCUACUACAAGUGGACCAAGAAGCUGCCGCCCAACUGGAAGUA
Molecule: messenger RNA, 399 nt
Organism: Closterium sp. Naga37s-1
Lineage: Eukaryota; Viridiplantae; Streptophyta; Zygnematophyceae; Desmidiales; Closteriaceae
Source: the annotation of a GenBank genome assembly